AUUGAUAAAAAUGGCCUCUCAGUCCCCCACUGCUAGAAUAUAUCUCCUCCUCUAUAACUCCAUUAACGCGCUCCUGUGGCUUCGCAUCCUCAUCACCGUCCUAAGAGCCUACUCCCAAAACCUCGAUGUCAUCUCCCUACCAACCCUCUACACAGUCCUCGAGCCGCAAGUCCGCUGGACACAGACAUUAGCCGUUGCGGAAAUAUUACAUGCUGCGAUCGGCCUAACUCGCUCUCCCGUGUUCACAACAUUCACGCAGAUUUUCGCGCGGAGUGUGCAAGUCUGGGCGAUUAACUACGGCUUUCCGGCUGUGACGGCGUCGUCGCGGGCAUACGCAGCUAUGCUCUUCGCGUGGGCUGUAGCGGACGCAGUGAGGUAUUCCUACUUUGUGGUUUUGUUGGCUGGGCUCCAUGUGCCUUCCGUGUUGAGGUGGUUGAGGUACUCCCUGUUUAUUGUACUGUAUCCGAUUGGAAUUUCUGCCGAGUGGUGGUUGAUGUACCGCGCUGCUGGAGUUACGAGUAGUUCUCUUGUAGCAGGGAUCUUUUACUUCUGUCUUGGGUUGUAUGCACCUGUCUUCUAUCCAGCUGACAAGUCAGGUUCUAUCAUGAUGUAUUCGUACAUGCUUAGGCAGCGGCGGAAGACAUUAGCGAAAUAG
Messenger RNA from Aspergillus nidulans FGSC A4, 655 nucleotides. RefSeq names its product putative membrane protein. NCBI's taxonomy places the organism in Eukaryota, Fungi, Ascomycota, Eurotiomycetes, Eurotiales, Aspergillaceae. Gene Ontology annotation, molecular function: very-long-chain (3R)-3-hydroxyacyl-CoA dehydratase activity. The coding region runs from base 11 to 655 and encodes 214 amino acids. Gene Ontology annotation, cellular component: endoplasmic reticulum membrane; membrane. The record is from RefSeq and is a predicted model, not a curated record. Gene Ontology annotation, biological process: fatty acid biosynthetic process. The transcript has 4 exons.